UAUCGAAUGAUAGCUAUCUUUAUUGGGAUGUAUGUGUCAUCCCUGAAAAGCGAAAAUGGACCGCACGGUGAUGACUGGUCAUGUGACUCCGUCCGUUUCGCCAUUUUCAUCCUCUCCACCGGUGAUCUGUGCUACACUGUAUCCGCGGCUCUUCCUAAUCGUGGUGGCGCAGGCAAUUGUGUUGUCAAAUUGCGAGCAGUCUGAACAGCUAUCACCGAAGAACUUUGAAGCUAGACAUUUCUUAGUUCUUUUUGCACGUCUCAGCGCAACAUCAGAAGAAUGUCUGGCGAAGGACCCGAGUAUUCCCCGUUCUUUGCAGUGAUGGGAGCAUCAGCCGCAAUGGUCUUCAGCGCCCUGGGCGCUGCCUAUGGCACGGCGAAGAGCGGCACAGGUAUCGCCGCCAUGUCAGUGAUGCGGCCGGAGCUGAUCAUGAAGUCCAUCAUCCCCGUGGUCAUGGCGGGUAUCAUAGCCAUCUACGGCCUGGUGGUGGCUGUGCUCAUCGCCAACAACAUCUCAGAGAGAGUGCCACUCUUCAAGAGUUUCCUUCACCUGGGCGCUGGCCUGAGCGUGGGUCUGAGUGGCUUGGCGGCCGGCUUUGCCAUCGGCAUCGUGGGCGACGCCGGCGUGAGGGGCACCGCCCAGCAGCCUCGGCUCUUCGUGGGCAUGAUCCUCAUCCUGAUCUUCGCCGAGGUGCUGGGGCUCUACGGCCUGAUCGUGGCCCUCAUCCUCUCCACUAAGUAAACCGUGCAGCAAGAGAGAACAAAUGACAACGUUCGACAACAUGCCGCAUAGAGAAUCACCAUGUACAUCACACACGCAUACACGCGCAUCGCACACACAUACACACAUGCAUCUAUACAGUACAUACACAUGUUCUACUUGCUCAAUCACAUGACUACUAACUUAAGUCAGACCCAACCCAUAUUCUGCAUUUGAAACAAAAAAAAAGUAUUCUCAUGAAUCUCAACACUGUAAAACCCUCACGACAUUAAUAACAACACCAACACCCCAGAGUAGAGAGGAGUUGUGUGUGUGUGUGUGUGUGUGUGUGUGUGUGUGUGUGUGUGUGUGUGUGUGUGGUUGUUUGAGUAAUUGAAUGAAUUGUUGUCUGAAUGGGUGUGAGAUCUGUUUGCAUGUGUAAUAUACACACACGAGCUCCUCUUCUCUCCUAGUGUACAGUACACCUGAGUUUAGUCGCUUCUGUAAAUGCGCUGUGUAUUCUGUGCUUUGUUCUGUGUGUGUGUGUGUGUGUAUGCGUGGGUGUGGGUGUCUGUUUAGAUAGUGCAUCCAUUUCUCCUCCCUCCUUGACCUUGUUAUGCUCUGCUUGUUUGUGUUCAUUUUGUGUUUUUUGUGUGUUUUUUGUCUUUGUUUUCCUCAUGUAUGCAAAAAACAUUUUUUUUAAUUAUUUUGGGACCAUUUCUGAUUUUCCACAUGACGUUGAGGACCUAUCAAAUAAUAUACAAAUUAUACUUUUUUUUUCUCUCACUGGUUAUUUAUAAAGAGUUUCAGUUAUUCAUGAAACUGUUUAACAGGAACAGAAGAAGUCUUUAUUGAAUCCCAAUGCUCUCUAUAUAAAUAAGUGUAUUAUAUAAAUAUAUAUCUGUAUAGCUAGGUGAGUUGCACUGUGGGUAAUUUUGUUCUAAGUGCUUGGAGUUUCACUGGAUGUAAUCAUUGGUUAACAUGGAGAUAGUUUGUCUGUACUCAGAUAUUGAUGUGGGAGUUAAACAAGUGUGUGUGUGUGUGUGUGAGAGAUUAUGUACGUCUGCACGCAUGUUAUCUCUGGUUGUGUGUGUGUGUGUGUGUGUGUGUGAAUGUGCGUGUGGGUGUUUUAACUCAAAGAAGACAUUCUCAAAAACACUUGUACCGUUUUAAUCUGUUGUUCUGCUGUCUCUGGUUGCGUCACUUGGCCCACGGAGGUCAGUGAAGGCCAUACCGUCCAGUUUCCUAAAUAAAUAAAUCUCCUCAACUUCCA
Engraulis encrasicolus (European anchovy) is the source of this 1972-nucleotide messenger RNA. It is a transcript of the gene atp6v0ca, whose product is annotated as ATPase H+ transporting V0 subunit ca. The coding region runs from base 280 to 741 and encodes 153 amino acids. Gene Ontology annotation, cellular component: membrane; proton-transporting V-type ATPase, V0 domain. Gene Ontology annotation, biological process: proton transmembrane transport. The record is from RefSeq and is a predicted model, not a curated record. Lineage: Eukaryota; Metazoa; Chordata; Actinopteri; Clupeiformes; Engraulidae. Gene Ontology annotation, molecular function: proton-transporting ATPase activity, rotational mechanism. The transcript is spliced from 3 exons.